AAUUCAUAGAAUCUUAAUCUGUUAAGCUGGAAAGGACAUUAAAGAACACCUAGUCCAGCCCCGGCAUUUUACAGAUAUGGGGACUGAGAUGCAGAGAGGCUGAGUCAUUUGUCUAAUGUUAUGCACUUGGUGACAGGCUGGAAGAGAAAUAUGGUUUCUUGAUCCCUGGUCUGAAGUUCUUUCCACUAGGGAAUAUUGACUAACUGGGGACAUCUCUAUGUUUGCUGAAAGCCAAAAACUAUGUUAUUCAUCACGUGGGUUGCCUUCUUACAGAGAAAAAUCAUGUCUUCCUCCAGAGUGGGGCUUCAUUUGCCUGCCUGUUUACUAAACAUUUCAGAAGCCAGAAGAAAAUACAUUGUUGAGAACACAGCAAAAGUAGCUCUUCUUGACAAAAAUGGGAAGAAACAUCCUUUAGUGUCAGUGCUCAAUAUAUUUUCUGAUCAAGACUACAAUAGAUCAGUCAUUACAAUAGCAGCUUCUGUCGAUCAGUUGGGCAGUUCUGUUCUGGCUGCCUGCCUAGAGGCCUUCCAGGCUAUUGUUAGGGAAUUUUAAGAAGGAAUCCAUCCUUGCCUGGGAGCAGUGGACCUGAUUCCAGUUUACCUUCUCUCUGGUGUCACAGUGGAAGAGUGUGGAGUGGUGGCCAGAUGUAAGAGAAAGUUUGGGCUUAUAUGUUCUUGCUUACUGGAAACCACUGUUACAAACCGAAAUAGCUUGUGAAAAUCUAAUCACUCCUCAACCCCCUGGGAAAAACUGAUUGUGAAAACUAUAUCAACAAUAAGCAUUCUUGGGUCGCUGUGGCCCAUUCUGUGUUUGUGACUCCUCCACUUCCUACCCCAUGACAUUAUGGAAUACUAAAUGCUGUGGGAUAUGGCAAAAAAGAAAAAUCAAUAAUUUUAUCCCCUACAAAUUCACAAUAGAUCAUGAGGAAACAAUAGUAGUUUCUAGUAAGUCCUUUAGACUCUUCAGGGCAGAACAACGGUAUGUUUUGCCUAUCUGUGUCGUAUUUUCUUGAGCAAGGGUAAUGAUGAGGUUGAAAAACCACUUAUAUGUUAACUUUUACCCCUUUUUCCUCUGACUUUUUUUUUUUUUUUCUUUUUUCCCUGUGUACAACCCUCUCUAAGAUUUUCUUUAGAGCUGAACUGUCACUUGCAUGAUUUCAGCCCCAGGGGUAAGGUUCGUUUGGAAAAUUUGAGCUAUAUCACUUGAGGUGUUGUUGAAUUAGGCAAAUUUGGGGAAAAGACCUUUUGCCUGGACUGUCUAACUGUACCAUGGUUAAUUACAAGAUACAGAGGCUUAUAAUCUUCGGGGAAAAAUAUGCCUUAGGAUAAUUGCAUUCUUUUCUGUAUGACCUCAGAAAUCCUUCUAUGAUGUUGCCUCAUUUUUAAUUAAUGGUGAAUUGUCUAACAUUUGGGAUGUAGAUUUGGACUUUAGCUGAGCUACAUCAAGCACCAGAUAGGAAAUGAGACUUGCUUCUAGAGGACUACCUCACUACUUAUGCUGCAUUUUUAUGUGAUCUGACAGUUGAAAGGCUAUUUCCAAGGGAAUCUUGGCCCUAGAUUCGCUUGACGUUAUCCAAGAAAGAGUUAAAAUUCAGCAAGGGGGAAAAUAUGUUCCACGCAAAAAUGAAGAGUUUAGAAUUGUCCAGACCAGAAUAAUGAUUCUAAUUGUCUUCAAAACAAUUAUGGACAAUUACAUUAAAUCUCAAAUUAGCUAGUACAUGAAGUUCUUCAUUACAUCAGGACCGGUCCACCCCAGAUGUUCGUCCUGCAUAGGAGACAGUUGAGAAUCAGUGAGUCUGGACACAGGAUUUCUCCCUUCCCUUGCCCUUUGCUUCAUUGGCAGCUACUGUACCUCAUGAUUUAAACAUGGACAUUUCUAAUUAAAUGAGAGCUCAGCUGCAUUCUUGAACUAAUUUAUAACAUUUGAUUUGAAAUGUAAUAGCUUCAAUCUUCAUCUGAUUAGAAACAGUCCUAUACUGUACAUGGUUACUAUUUUGAUGCUCCAACAUGCAGUUUUUAUUUUUACAUUCCCUUUUCUACACAGCUGUUCAUCUAAUAUCAUCCAAAUUUUUAAAAAAGUUUUUUUCUUUUUUUUUUUUUUGUAACAGCAUGCCCAGGCAUUAUUAUGAGGCAGAAAUAUUCACAUUCUAGGAUCCCGCUGUUCUCAGAACAGUGAAAGGAUGUUUUUUCCUAAAAUAAGACUUUCCCAGGGAAGCCAGCUUUAAGAUAAUAAUCAGCUAACUUUCUCUGGACAAAGGGCAAUGAAUAGCAUCCCAGUGACAUAAAAGAGUUGAUACCAAUAUGUGUAAUUUAUGUAUACUUUGUAUGCAAAAAUGCUGAAUAAUAUAUUUCAGAACUUUUUAAUAUCAGCUGUAAGUUUGC
Molecule: messenger RNA, 2381 nt
Organism: Sapajus apella (tufted capuchin)
Lineage: Eukaryota; Metazoa; Chordata; Mammalia; Primates; Cebidae
Gene: FTCDNL1
Product: formiminotransferase cyclodeaminase N-terminal like
Molecular function (GO): transferase activity; folic acid binding
Source: RefSeq, a predicted model, not a curated record